This is a messenger RNA of Hylaeus anthracinus, 1593 nucleotides long. RefSeq lists its product as uncharacterized. The transcript is spliced from 3 exons. Gene Ontology annotation, biological process: transcription by RNA polymerase III. The coding region runs from base 189 to 1391 and encodes 400 amino acids. Gene Ontology annotation, cellular component: transcription factor TFIIIC complex. The record is from RefSeq and is a predicted model, not a curated record. NCBI's taxonomy places the organism in Eukaryota, Metazoa, Arthropoda, Insecta, Hymenoptera, Colletidae.
UGCUGCACUUGUACUAAACACAUACAAAAUUGUACAACAAAUACAAAACGAAACGUUAAAUUAGUGAUUAUUAUCCAAAGACAAGAAACAGAAGUAUAGAUGUACCUUUCGAAAACUACAUGAUGUAUCAGGUAAUGCAUGGAUUUUCAGAAAGGAAUAAUAACGAUUGCAAGUGACAGUUGAAAUAAAUGGGGUCCGAUAGCGAAGUACCCGAAGAUGAGGAAGAAAUUCUUGUAUACGUGGAAUUUGAAGGACUCGUCGACGAUAAUGUAUUUAGCGAAGAACAAUUGCAAUUGGAUAUGAUUGGUAUAGACACAGAUCAUCCGAUAAUGCAAAUCAAUGGGAAAUUUUAUGAAGGUACUUAUGAAGAUGUUUGCGGUACUUAUAUGUUUUUUAUGAAGAGUGACAAUUCCACGGUAGAAGAUCCUGUCUUCGAUGUCCCCUCGAAUUUAAAAUAUUUUGGUAAAACUAGAAAGUUUCUAAAGAUGCAAAGAAUUUUUCUAAAACCUAGAACUGAAGUUCUCGGUGAUUCUAAGCAUCCUAAAUGUAUUCCUAAUUUGAAUACGGUUAAAGAGGCUGGAGUACCUGGUCGAUAUCAAACAGAAGCUCUUUCUUUUUGGAAGACUUUGCGCAACAAUAGAUUACAUGCAUUGCAAUCGUAUUUAGAAAAACAACGAAUAAGACAACAGAAAAAAUCUCAAGGUUUAACAUUAGAAUCUGAAUCCGACGAAGAUAAUCCUUUCGCCGUGUAUAGACACAAAGAAGAACUCGAUAAAACAAACGAACCCGAAGACGUUCGCUAUCGAUCGGAAGAAGAGUCGAGUUAUUGCGAUGACGAGCUCUACUCUAAAUUUAAGUUUCCUAAAGGAAUUGCCAAUGAAACUAUAGAUACAGCUGAAGAUAGUUGCGAGAAAAAUCUCAAGGAACUUGAGAAUUUAUUAGAAUCUGAAUCAUCGAUCGUAAAAGAUGGUGGUAGUUCCUCAGUUAGAUCCGUAAAGGCGUAUAAAACUAGGACAUUUCGAAAGAAAAACACUGGCAAAGCUAUACAAAGAAUAAAAAAUAAAAAAACACAAAUCUCGUUAAAAGAUAAAAAUAUAUCGCUUGAUAAAAAAGAUAGAGAAUCUUUAAAUAUGAAAGAGACAUUGGAUGAAAUGAAUAGAUCCGAUAAUACUGAAACUUUAGAUACGUUAGAUAUUGCAAAAGAUGAAAAUGAAGCGUUAAUUGACGAGCAUGAAGCUAAGUUAAUUGAAAAGUCUGAAGCGGAAAUUAAUCAAGCAGAUUCUACUAAUUGCAAAACUGUAAAACUACUUAAGCGAGAAGCAAAGAUGAAAGAGAUUUUGGAAAAGUUGAAAGCAAUGGCAAAAGAACAUACAAACGCAACCAAAGAUUAAUAUAAAUGUACGUUCACUAAAUUUUUAUAUCCAAAUGUAUGUAUUAGUUUUACUUGCCAACAAUUUUUAUUUUUUUCAUACCUCAUCUAUUAAUUUUUUCUUAAUUAAUGUCACAUGGACAAAUUCUAAUGGUUAUUAAAUGUAAAUUUAUUUACUUUUUUGUAUGUAUUCUUUUAAUUAAAUUCUUUUGUAAAGUGAACAA